AUGAUCACUCCCUCAGUGCCGUGUCGCUCUUUCUCACAUAGGCAGAGAAGGGAAGACAGGGUUGGCCACGUGUUGCUCUUACACUGGAUGAAGAAUCUGUUCUGGCUUUCCCCGACGUCCGAAUUGCGGGCGAUAGGCGUGCUCGUGGCCGGCCACUCGCUGCAGCUUAGAGCGCGGCAGGGGGCAGACGCGUCGCUCGGCGACGGAUUUUUGCAGUCGAUAGUGUUAGACGAUGUCGCCCAGCGACUGUCACCAUCGCACAUCCUAGAGAGCGACGACGGCACGCUGAGAGUGCACCACGUGGGGGUCACCGAAUCAAACGGCGUGGAAACCGAGACUCUCAGAAUUCAGUCCGGUGGCCGGCAAGGGGCGGACUUCCUUGUCCAUAUUAGGCCAGAGGCGGUCGACCGGCAAUCACCAGUGGACGCGUUUGUGCAUUUCUCGGUGGAGGUGUUAUCUGGGGGAGGGUUGACCGACCCGCACGGCGUGAUGGGGCAAACGUUCCGGAGUUCCCAGAAGGAGCGAUCCUUCGCGGUAAGCCUGCAAUGGAGCCGCGACGCGCAGGCUUGGGAGGUGGCAGGAGAUAACGGCGACGGCUAUCUUGACGGCUCCGUCGACAGCUACCGAUCGUCCAGCCUCGUCGCCGCGGAUUGCGCGUUCUCGCGGUUCAAGGCGGCGGAAGGAGUCGCCGGCGCGCGGAGAGAGGAGAGUGACGGGUCGUGGGCGGUGGCGGAGAUGAUGGGGGAGGGGGAGGAGGCGGAAGGGGCAGGGGAUGUAGGUCCGGGGAUCGCGAGUGCGGUGGGGCGCAGGCUGCUGGGCGAGAGAAGACUACGCGAGUGA
Molecule: messenger RNA, 840 nt
Organism: Closterium sp. NIES-65
Lineage: Eukaryota; Viridiplantae; Streptophyta; Zygnematophyceae; Desmidiales; Closteriaceae
Source: the annotation of a GenBank genome assembly